Molecule: messenger RNA, 4086 nt
Organism: Cotesia congregata
Lineage: Eukaryota; Metazoa; Arthropoda; Insecta; Hymenoptera; Braconidae
Source: the annotation of a GenBank genome assembly
AUGACGGUAUUAAGUGUGAACAACUUAAAAAUUAAUGGAGAAUCUAAUAAUAAUAAACAGUAUGACCGUGAUUUUUUGAUAAAACUACGAGACAUUCCUCAGUGUAAAAUAAAACCUGCUUAUCUUAAUAACCGCUUUGAAAGUAUUCAUAAAUCCGAGUUUAGAUUGCGUGAAUCUGAUAAUGCCUGGAAACCAACUCUGCUGAAAAAAAAGACUGGUGCAGAAGUGGAAGAAGAGACCCAAGUUCUUUACAAGAACGUUCGCAGCGUGUUGAAUAAACUAACCCCGGAAAAAUUCGACAAACUUGUUGGACAAGUGCGAGCAUUAGAAAUUGACUCACAGGAGAAAUUGCAAGGUGUUAUUAAUUUGGUAUUCGACAAGGCGAUAGAUGAGCCAAAUUUUGCUGUAGCGUAUGUUUUGAUGUGCAAAGAACUUGCAUUGAUGAAAGUUAAUACUCCAAAUGAAAAAAAACCGUCCCAGGUAACUGGAAACCCAGCUGCUAAUGUAAAUUUCCGCAAGCUACUAAUUACUCGGUGUCAGGUAGAGUUUGAAAAAAACAAAACUAAUGAAACACAGAGAACUGAAAAGGUCAAAGAAAUUGAAGAAUGUAAGGACGCUAAAAGGAAAAAAGAUUUGCAGGCUGACCUUGAAGAUUAUGAUCGUAAGAUUAGAAUGAAAUCUGUUGGAAAUAUUAAAUUUAUCGGUGAAUUGUACAAACAAAGAAUGUUGACGAGCAAUAUAAUGAAUUUAUGUAUUAAUCAUUUAUUGCAAACUCCGGAUGAAGAAAAUUUAGAAUGCUUGUGUAAAUUACUGACGACUAUUGGAAAAAUAUUUGAAGAAAAAAAUGACCUUUCGUCUUACUUUAAGAAAUUAACAGAGCUUACUAAUCAAAAGGGAGUAAACAAGAUUAGCUCUAGAAUAAGAUUUAUGAUCCAAGAUAUUAUUGAUUUAAAAGCAAACAAAUGGGUUCCUCGUCAUGUUGACAAUAAUCCUAAAACAAUAAUAGAUGAAAUAACGUUAGGUAGCAAAAAUUCUUACACUUGGAAGCCUUUAGUACCACCAGCGCCUGCAAUAUUGUCACCUAAUAAAUUCUCCAUCCUUGAUGCCAAGCUUGAAGAGCAAAACUCCAUAAGACGUUCAUAUGCUGGAUCACGAUCUACAGGAUUUUCCGAGAGGUCUAAUGAUAGAUCCUUUCAAAGAGACAAUAAUAACAGCCAGCAAAGAAGAGUUCCCUUGUUUGAGCAAAGAUUAGCAAUGUUGAGAAAUGCUCAAAGUGGAAAUAUUCUUCCAGCAAUUCCGGCGGAAAAGAUUUCUUCUUCAACAUCAGUACCAAGUCAAGUUUGUGUAAAUAAAUCUCUGAAAAGUGAUGUAAUUAAAUCACUUUUAAAAUCUUGCGAGAAUUUUGCAAGCACUGAAGAAUUUAUUAAGGCUGCUGAAGAGACUAUUGCGGAUAACUUCGACAGUUCUUCGUACGAAUUUUUCGUCAGUGAAGCAAUGAACUGUGUGCUUGAAAAAUCUAAGACUGUACGUCAGCGAUUUUCGGCUUUACUGUCACAGAUGAUGGAGAAAAAUAUUAUUUCCCUAUGUCUGUUCCAAAAAGAGUUCAAAAAAUUACUAGAAAUUAAAGAAGAUCUAGUAAUUGAUAUUCCUAAUUGUCAAACAUACCUUGUAGAAAUUUUGUCCGGGUUAUUGACUUCAGGCGCUCAUUCAUUUGUUGAAUUGAAGCAAACGCUAGCUGUACUUAAAAGUACAGGUUGUGGAAAAUUCUUGGAAGAAUUAUUAUCUACUGUAGCAAAAGAUCAAAAGCAUGAGUGGGUUGCUGGUGAAUGGAAAAAGAGUGGACUAACCUGGUCCGAUUUGGUCGACACUCAAAAAGAAUCAGUUGAUGAGAUUAUUAAAAAUUACAGUUUGGAAUUUUUAACUGGUGAUUCUGCGACAAUAAAGAAAUCAUCCCAGACAGAUAAUUGUUAUUUUGAAAAAACUUUUAGUCAAUUACUGGAUUGUAUGGGUAAAAGCAGUGUAAUUGACUUUAUUACUAAUUUUAUCACUACGAAGUUUGGAGAGCAACCAGCUGGACGGCAAGUAUUUCUCAAAAAAAAAACGAUGCCAGGCCAAGAAGGAAGCGAGAUGGUCCAUGUAUCAUUAUCACUGAAUGAAUCUGUAAAAUUGCAUGAAUCCGUGAAUCCAUGGAAGCCAACUCUGCUGAAAAAAAAGACUGGAGCACAAAUGGAAGAUGAGACACAAGUUCUUUACAAGAACGUUCUCAGGAUAUUGAAUAAACUAACCCUGGAAAAAUUCUACAAACUUGUUGGACAAUUGCGAGCAUUAGAAAUUGACACGCAGGAGAAAUUGCAAGGUGUUAUUGAUCUGGUAUUCGACAAGACGAUUAAUGAGCCAAAUUUUGCUGUAGUGUAUGCUCUGAUGUGCAAAGAACUUGGAUUGAUAAGAGUUAAUACAUCAAAUGAAAAAAAUUCGUCCCAGGUAACUGAAAACCCAGAUGCGAAUGUAAAUUUCCGCAAGCUACUUCUUAAUCGGUGUCAAAUGGAGUUUGAAAAAAAUAAAACUAAUGACACACAGAGAACUGAAAAGGUCAAAAAAAUUGAAGAAUGUAAUGACGCUAAAAGGAAAAAAGAUUUGCAGGCUGAUCUUGCAGAGUAUGAUCGUAAGAUUAGAAUUAAAUCUGUUGGAAAUAUUAAAUUUAUGGGUGAAUUGUACAAACAAAGAAUGUUGACGAGCAAUAUAAUGAAUAAAUGUAUCAAUCAUUUAUUGCAAACGCCGGAUGAAGAAAAUAUAGAACGUUUGUGUAAACUACUGACGACUAUUGGAAAAAUAUUCGAAAUAAAAAAUGACCUUUCGUUUUACUUUAAGAAAUUACCGGAGCUUACUAAUCAAAAGGGAGUAAAUAAGAUUAGCUCUAGAAUAAGAUUCAUGAUCCAAGAUAUUAUUGAUUUAAGAGCAAACAAAUGGGUUCCUCGUCAUGUUGACAAUAAUCCUAAAACAAUAAGUCAAAUUCAAAAGGAAGUUGAGACUGAACAAUUUAUCAACACACAUUUAAAUGCUUCAUAUAAUCCAUCACAAAAUUCUCGUUCUGAUAACAAACCAAGAAGACAUGAGACGGUGUUGAGUAACAAAAAUUCUUAUAUGUGGAACCAGCCAGCUCCUGCAAUAUUGUCAUCUAAUAAAUUUUCUAUUCUUGGUGCUAAGCUUGAAGAGCAAAUCUCAAGGAGACGUUCAAAUGUUGGAUCACAAUCUACAGGAUUUUCCGAGAGGUCUAAUGAUGAAUACAUUCAAACAUCGAUUAGUAACAGCCAGCAAAGAAACCGAGUUCCCUUGGUUGAGCAAACAUCAACAUCAGUUUCAAGUCAAGUUUGUAUGAAUAAAUCUCUGAAGUGUGAAGUAAUUAAAUCACUUUUGAACACUUGCGAAAAUUUUGCAAGCACUGAAGAAUUUAUUAAAGCUGCUGAAGAGACGAUUGCGUAUGACUUCGAUAGUUCUUCGUACGAAUUUUUUGUCAGUGAAGCAAUUAACUGUGUGCUUGAAAAGUCCAAGACUGUACGUAAGCGAUUCUCGGCUUUACUGUCGUACAUGAUGGAGAAAAAUAUUAUUUGUCUAUGUUUGUUCCAAAGAGAGUUCAAAAAAUUAUUAGAAAUUAAAGAAGAUCUAGUAAUUGAUAUUCCUAAUUGUCAAACAUACCUUGUAGAAAUUUUGUCCGGGUUAUUGAUUUCAGGCGCUCAUCCAUUUGUUGAAUUGAAGAAAACGCUAGCUGUACUUAAAAGUACAGGUUGUGGAAAAUUCUUGGGAGAAUUAUUAUCUACUGUAGCAAAAGAUCAAAAGCAUGAGUGGGUAGCUGGUGAAUGGAAAAAGAGUGGACUAACCUGGUCCGAUUUGGUCGACACUCAAAAAGAAUCAGUUGAUGAGAUUAUUAAAAAUUACAGUUUGGAAUUUUUAACUGGUGAUUCUGCAACAAUAAAAAAAUCAUCCCAGACAGAUAAUUGUUAUUUUGACAAAACUUUUAAUCAUUUACUGGCUUGUAUGCGUCAAAGCAGUGUAAUUGACUUUAUUACUUCUUUCAUAACUCAGGAUUGA